AUGUUGAAUGAGUUUUGUGGCAGUCUGGUCAGAGUGGAUGCAUCCGAUAAUGUGAUCCGUAAUCUCGAUGGAGUUCCGACCUCUGUUCGCGAAUUCAAGAUCACCAACAAUCACCUAUCAGACCUGACAUCAUGGGGUCAUCUGAUGAACUUGCAGUAUGUGGAUGUGUCAAACAACGACAUCAAGAGUCUAUCUGUCUUCCGAGACAUGGUACAUCUGCGGGGUCUGGUUGCUGAUAACAAUAACCUGACAUCCCUAGAUGGUAUUCUGUAUCAUGAUGGGCUGCAGGCGUUGCGAGCUCGCGGAAAUCUGAUUGAAUCCGUCGACUUCGAUGCUACGGCGUUACAACGAUUGACGGAGCUCGACCUAGAGGGAAAUAGGAUUACAAAACUGGAGAACCUAGACCAACUUGGCUCUCUUGAGGUUCUGAAUCUCAAAGGAAAUCAACUGGAUGAUUUGCAACUGGACCAGGCACAACCGAUGACGUCUUUAAGGCGGCUCACAAUCACCGACAACAAUUUCAACAGCCUUGAUGUUAGACUUAUGCCAUCUCUCAAGCUUCUACAUGCGGACCGCAAUUGUAUUGCAAGGCUCACAGGCUUGUCCAAGGUUCGACGCCUAGACUCAUUGUCUUUAAGGGAGCAGCGAGGGCCCACGGCCCUUGACAUGUCUUUUCUUCAAAGUGCUUAUGAGGUCCGGAAACUAUUCUUGUCUGGUAACCGCCUCGAAGCUUUUGAUCCUCGGAUUGAUUUCCUCAGUCUCCAGCUUCUAGAUCUCGCCAACUGCGGCUUGCAGUCUCUGCCCGAGGAUCUUGGCGAGAUGAUGCCUAACCUACGAGCACUUAACCUCAACUUCAAUGCGCUCACGGACAUCAAUUGCUUGCGCUGCAUUCCCCGGUUGAAGCGAUUGCUGCUUGCUGGCAAUCGCCUCGCACAUUCCUUAUCAGUUGUAGAGGUCAUGGCCGAGUUUCCCUUUUUGUCUGAAGUCGACCUGCGGGACAACCCGAUAACUCAAGGCUUCUACGCUCCGUUGCAGGUGCUCGUCCACGGGGAUACCGCUGAUGCUGUGGAUCUGUUCAGACUGCCAGAUGCCGACGCCGAGAGAGAUGCGACGUAUUGCAACCGGCUCGACCUCGACACUAGAAUUCGCAGGCGGCUGUAUGAGCACGUAUUUGUAGAGAGGUGCCAAUGGCUGAAAAAGCUAGACGGGCUGCGUCUCAGGAGAGAUAUCUGUGAGGUCAAAGACUCGAUAUGGAAAGAACUAGCAGCACGAGGUCUUGUACUAAACAAGGACGGGACUAGGAUUGAUCCUACCGACUAUGAGGGAGUAGAAGAUCCAAAGGAGAAUGGGACAAUGGAGGAGAGCAGAUGGCAUGCAGAAGACAGCUUUGCAUGA
Messenger RNA from Phaeoacremonium minimum UCRPA7, 1395 nucleotides. RefSeq names its product putative conserved leucine-rich repeat protein. NCBI's taxonomy places the organism in Eukaryota, Fungi, Ascomycota, Sordariomycetes, Togniniales, Togniniaceae. The transcript has a single exon. The record is from RefSeq and is a predicted model, not a curated record. Gene Ontology annotation, molecular function: protein binding. Bases 1 to 1395 code for a protein of 464 amino acids.